AUGGCGGGCGUCACCACUGCCCUCACGUCCGCGUGCGGCUUCAGUCACGACAGCGACGCCGCUUCUUCAACCGCCACCAGUGGCUCCGAUCCGCGCCGCGAGGCUCAACAAGCAAGACGACGGCGACACUCCUUCUUCAUUCCCCGGCGGAAAUCCAUCGUUGGCCAUAUUAUGGAGGGCGAGGAGAACCUGCUGCUCAAGGUCGAUCUGUUCCUGACCGAGCUGGAGCGCCGCCUGGAGUUUAUCGAAAACUACGUUGACCUCAGCAAAGACUCGAGUAUAUCCCGCGCAUUCUCGACUCUUCAGGCCGUCCGGACGAGAUGCUCGCAAGCGUCCGAGGAGGUCAUCGGCGCCGGCCGACGCCGGCUUCACAUCAUGGUCGAAACCCUCGAGACCCGGUACCAGGAGACGUUGGAGGCGACAGAAACACUGCAUGACAAGGCCGUGCUGGGCAUCGAGCUGCUGGAAGGCAUGUUAUCCGAGUUUGAGAGCCGCGCGUACAAGCUGCGCGAGCAGGGCUUUGCCAAUGCUGCCACUGCCGCCGAGGCAUUCAUGGACGAGGGCCGCAGGGUGGCAAACGAGAGCAUCGAGCGAGCAAAGUCGGUCGUCGACGAGGGUAUCGAGCGUGCAGUCCGGGCUGCUCUGUCUCUGGAGGAACAUAUCCAACAGGCCGUGUUGCUGGCGCGGGAUCGAGGACUGCUCCUGUACGACGAACUGCCCACGCCGUGGCGGAACAACCCUCACAUCUUGAAGGGCUAUCGCUUCCGUGAGACAAAGAUUGAAUGCAUCACGUCCGUUUUCAACAUGUCCAACGAGUUCAUCAACAUAUGGUCCCAUGCCCUGGGUCUGAUCCUGGUGCUGGCCGUUGCUCUAUAUUUCUACCCCAGCAGCGCCAACUUCUACCUCAGCACCAAGACGGAUGUUGUCGUAGCCGCCAUCUUCUUCAUGAUGGCCUGCCUAACGCUGGUGUGCUCCACCAUCUGGCAUACCAUGAAUGCCGUGGCAGACGCCAACGCCGUCUCCAUGUUUGCAUGCGUGGACUACACGGGCAUCUCGCUGCUCAUUGCCGCCUCCAUCAUCACGACCGAGUACACGGCCUUUUACUGCGACCCCAUCAGCCGGUGGACGUACAUGUGUCUGACAGCCAUGCUCGGUAUCGGAGGCGUCAUCCUGCCGUGGCACCCCAAGUUCAACGGUGCCGACAUGGCCUGGGCCCGAGUCGGCUUCUUCGUCGGCCUUGCCUUGACGGGCUUCAUGCCCAUCCUGCAGCUCUACUUCUCCCACGGGCCCGAGUUUGUCUACAAUUUCUACUCGCCCAUCAGCAAGUCCCUCCUCGUCUACCUGAGCGGCGCCAUCGUCUACGCCAGCAAGGUCCCCGAGCGAUGGUUCCCCGGUUGCUUCGACUACAUUGGAGGCAGCCACAAUCUCUGGCACGCGGCCGUCCUGGGCGGCAUUCUCUUCCACUACACAGCCAUGCAAGAGUUCUUUGCCAAUGCUUUCAGCCGGGCCGAAGGGGGCUGUCCCGCUUAUUAG
Messenger RNA from Trichoderma reesei QM6a, 1533 nucleotides. RefSeq lists its product as uncharacterized. The record is from RefSeq and is a predicted model, not a curated record. Gene Ontology annotation, cellular component: membrane. The transcript has a single exon. Bases 1 to 1533 code for a protein of 510 amino acids. Lineage: Eukaryota; Fungi; Ascomycota; Sordariomycetes; Hypocreales; Hypocreaceae. Gene Ontology annotation, molecular function: signaling receptor activity.